Molecule: messenger RNA, 2059 nt
Organism: Vitrella brassicaformis
Lineage: Eukaryota; Vitrellaceae
Source: the annotation of a GenBank genome assembly
AGCAGCUGACAAAAAAGGAGCCAGUCCGCCACGCAGCGCGUUUCCUAACGAACGACAUCGGUUCUUCACUCCAUCUUGUCGCAUGAGUCGCCGGCUGCAGCAGAGUCAGAGCGCUCAGCUCAUCGGCCGCUCCCGAGCCGAGCGGCUGCUCGACAGGCUCUACCACCACCAAAGCAAGGAGCUCAGGAAGCGACAGAGGGAGCAGGGAGCGGCGGCCGGCGUCAACGAGGCACUCAAGAGGCAGCGACUCGCCAUCCCUGCUCCCGCAGCGCCUGUCAAGAAGCCGCGCUCCGAGCCUGUCGCACAGACGCCCGUCGACGCGCUCGCCAAGAUCGUGACCUACGCCCAGCACCGGCAGAAGUUCCCCAAGGCGAUGGAGCUGCUGAUCAAGCUGACAAAGGACCACAUGACGGCGGAGACCAAGGGGUACUUCCUCACGGGCAUUGGGAGGAUCAUGGCCCAUAAUCACGCCACUUCCAGCCCUGAGGGCCGUCCGCGCGUCAUCCAGCUGUUCGAGCAGGAGCUGCUGCCCAAGACCAAGAGCGGCGAUGGCGGCGGCGAGCCGUUCUUUGGCGAGUUGGAGAGGGAGUUUGUGGAGAUCCUGGCUAUCGCCGCUGUGCACCACAACAAGCUCUUCACGGACGACACGUACCAGUUCACCACCAGCCUCAGUCGCCUCAAGGCCGUGUUCGAGGCGCUCGAGCCGUACACCCAGACCGAGAUAGAGGAGAUGGUGGAUGACGACGAACAGGAGCAGCAGGAGGCGGAGCAGAAGGUUGAGGGAAGGGCAGAGGGGGAGGGCGCCGAGGGUGAGCCUGCGCCGCAGGAGCAUCGAAGCGCUCCCGUGACCGUCAAGAAGGAACAAGGUGGGCAAACAGACCUUUAAACACACGUCACGUGAGGAAUGCAUCUGGGCUCUCUCCCCUGUGUAUGUGUGCAGAUGAGGAGCCUUCAAGUGCGGGUGAUGGUCCGGUCGACGCAGCGGCUUCAUCGGCCGCCGUCAAGCCCGAGGAGCAGGAUAACGAUUCCGAGUUUGGAUCGUCAUUUGCAGCGGCCGCGCCCUCGUCGCACGCACUGCUCGAGUGGAGCGCGCCGUCCAGGUGAGCAACAUUCGUGCGGCCGUGCAUGUUCGAUGGCGUAUUUCUGAUGGAUGUCUGUGUGCAGGGAUGAGCUGUGUAUGAUGAAGCGGCUUUAUUUCUUCAACGCGCUCAGCACCAUCUUCACCUACAGACACGUAAGCCAAGGCGGCGGGCCGCACACGACCUCACGACUCUCGCGGCCCUUCAGUCCCUGCAUCUCUCCGUGUGAAUGGGUUCUUGCAGAAAUCCUGGGCGAGGACGGCUGUCGAGCAUCUCUUCCAGCAGGUGUACCUGAAAAGGUACCCAUAACCCGCCCACACCACCACCGCUACACACACACGUGGCUGUGUGCACCUGUGACGGUCAGGUCUCUGUUCUCCCCCGCCGAGCAGGAGCAGAUCUCGUCCUGGCAGUCGGACAUCAAAACACACAAGAAACAGGGACCAUGUAAGCCCACAAAUCCAUGCGCGUCGAGCCGCUGAUCCAAUCGGUCGGUGAUGCUUUGUGUGUGGGUGUGUGUUGUGCUGUUCAGCUGUCGGUGCGUUGGGCAUCGGCGAGGCCGCCGAUCCAGUGCGAGACGCGCGAGAGGAGCGGCUAUCCACUGCACACGGUAGGCACCUACACCCACAAGACCUCUGUGUGCUCACGUGAUUGAUGCCUGUGUGGUGUGUGCUGUGCUGUGCUGUGCUGUGGGUGCAGGGUCGGGUGUCUGGGCGGCCAAGCAGUUCGGAUUGUAGCGCCGCACCCUCGGGCCCUGUAGCGUAGCGUACCUGCGUGCGUGCGAGUGUAUAGAGAAUGAGUAAUUGCUGAGCGCUACUGCAGGGCCGGGAAUGAACGGGCUGGGCUAUGGGUUCGACGUGUGACACACACACAGUGAGGGAGAGGUUUCUGUCAUUGAUAAAUGACUUAGCGGAUGUGAUGUCUGCCAGUUCCCCACACCACACCCCCCAAUUCUGUGUGUGUGAAACCACAUGCAGCCC